AUGGGGAAUCUGCAGAAUGAGUGGUCUGGAGACGCCCACCUCUCCCACUCCCGGCCGCUCCCACUGCUGGGGAACUUGCUGCAGCUGGAGUCUGGACGGCUGGACCAUACUCUCAUGGAGCUUUCUGGCCGCUGGGGCCCGGUGUUCACAGUGCGGCUGGGCCGGCGCCCUGCAGUGGUUCUCUGCGGCUACUCAGCGCUGCGGGACGCAUUAGUGCUGCAGGCGGAUGCCUUCUCUGGCCGUGGGGCCACGGCUGUGCUCGAACGUUUCACUCGCGGAAACGGCCAAUGUGCGGAUAGGACCGAGAAGGCUGGGUUUACAGCAAAAAGGUCUGGAAAGCAGCAGAGUGAAGGGUGGCGAGGAGGCGGGCUCCAAGACCGGACGCUUCCAGGACGGGCGUGGCCAACUCCCCGGGUGGUCCCCUUCUCUGCCCCACCCCCAGGCAUCGUGUUUUCUAACGGGCGGCGCUGGCUGACGCUGCGAAAUUUGGCACUGGGAGCACUGAAGGAGUUCCGGUUGGGAGCGCGGACCAUAGAGGAGCGCAUCUUGGAGGAGGCGGAUUGUCUGCUUGGCGAAUUUCAAGCCACCAUUGGAGCACCGUUUGACCCCCGGCGGCUACUAGAUAAUGCUGUAUCUAAUGUUACCUGUUUGGUGGUCUUCGGGAACCGCUAUGGCUAUGAGGACCCAGAGUUCCUGAGGCUCCUGGACCUCUUCAAUGACAACUUCCGCAUCAUGAGUUCCAGAUGGGGUGAGAUGUACAAUAUUUUCCCCUCCCUCCUUGACUGGCUCCCGGGUCCACACCACCGAAUCUUUCAAAACUUCACGGAGCUUCAGGUCUUCAUCUCUGAGCAAAUCCAGCAGCACCAACAGACACGGCUGCCAGGGGAGCCCCGCGAUUUCAUUGAUUGCUUCCUCGAUCAGAUGGAGAAGGAACAGAAAGACCCAGAGAGCCAUUUCCAGGAGAUGUUGGUGAUGACCACACACCUUUUCUUUGGCGGCACUGAGACCACAAGCACCACUCUGCGUUACGGGCUCCUUAUUCUGCUUAAGUACCCUGAGGUGGCAGGUCUGACACACGCAGAUCACGCCCUCUGCCAAAGUGCAGUGGUAGGUGGGACACGCACCCCGAGGCUGGAGGACUGCAAGCGCCUGUCCUGCACCAGCGUGCUGCACGAGAUCCAGCGCUUCAUCAGCGUGCUGCCGCUGGGGCUGCCACGCGCCCUCACCCGGGACACCCACCUGCGUGGCUACUUUUUGCCCAAGGGCACCUUUGUGAUUCCUCUCCUGGUGUCUUCACACCAGGACCCCACCCCAUUCAAGGACCCAGACUGCUUCAACCCCACCAACUUCCUGGACAAGGGCGAGUUCCAGAGCAGAGAUGCCUUCAUGCCCUUUGCCCCAGGCAAGCGAAUGUGUCUGGGUGCAGGCCUGGCACGGUCCGAGACCUUCCUCUUCCUCACCACCAUCCUGCAGAGCCCCACCAGCAUCGACCUCACCCCGCAGUACGCCGGCCUGGGCAAUAUUCCCCCAGCCUUCCAGCUCCGCCUGGUGGCCCGCUGAGGCCAGGCUCAGCUGCCCUCUGCUCACUGGCUCUCAGACCUCCUUACCUGCCUUCGUCAAUAAAGGCCCUGAAUUGCAA
This is a messenger RNA of Panthera uncia (snow leopard), 1639 nucleotides long. Its product is annotated as cytochrome P450 2F2-like. Gene Ontology annotation, cellular component: intracellular membrane-bounded organelle; cytoplasm. Gene Ontology annotation, molecular function: iron ion binding; oxidoreductase activity, acting on paired donors, with incorporation or reduction of molecular oxygen, reduced flavin or flavoprotein as one donor, and incorporation of one atom of oxygen; heme binding. NCBI's taxonomy places the organism in Eukaryota, Metazoa, Chordata, Mammalia, Carnivora, Felidae. Gene Ontology annotation, biological process: xenobiotic metabolic process. The record is from RefSeq and is a predicted model, not a curated record.